Messenger RNA from Talaromyces rugulosus, 1470 nucleotides. RefSeq lists its product as uncharacterized. The transcript has a single exon. Lineage: Eukaryota; Fungi; Ascomycota; Eurotiomycetes; Eurotiales; Trichocomaceae. The record is from RefSeq and is a predicted model, not a curated record. The coding region runs from base 1 to 1470 and encodes 489 amino acids. Gene Ontology annotation, biological process: dephosphorylation. Gene Ontology annotation, molecular function: phosphatase activity.
AUGGCGACCCGAAACAACAUCGUCCUGGCACUGGCCUCCCUCGGUGCUAUCCAGCCCUCCUCGGCAGAGACCAUCCUGGGGGCAUACAUUUUCCACCGCCACGGUGAUCGUACCGCAAAGAGCACUCCUCCAGCAUCUCUGACGGACUUGGGAUAUUCCGAGGUACAUGCUCAUGGAUCGUACUACAACUCCCGCUAUGUCGCCAAUUCCUCAGAAGCCCACAUCUUGGGUCUGGGUAGCGAGGUUGUCAAGCUCUCUCAGCUGGCGGUUUCUUCUCCAUCAGACAAUGUCCUCCAGAACUCUGCCGCUGGCUGGCUACAAGGUCUCUACCCACCAGUGGGUGGUGCCGCAAACCAAACCCUUCGUAACGGUACUGUUGUCGAGCCCCCAUUGAAUGGAUAUCAAUUGAUCCCAGUCUCCAUAACGAGCACUGGCAGUGGAAGCGAGAGUUCGCAAUGGCUACAGGGAUCGACAGACUGCCAGAAUGCCGAGGUCAGCAGCAACAACUUCUUCAACUCUGACAUCUUCAAAUCCUACCAGUCCUCGAGUUUGGACUUGUAUCAGAGUCUCUCACCGGCAGUCAAUGCAACCUUUACCGAGGACGAGCUGAACUUCAAGAAUGCAUACACAAUUUGGGAUCUGCUUAACGUCGCUUUGAUCCACAACUCGACGGACUCCAACGCAGCCUUGGCCAAUGUUAACACCAGCACGAUACACGAGCUAUUCCUGCUCGCCAACGUUCACGAGUGGAACCUUGCCUACAACUCUUCCGACACUGUUCGCGCUAUUUCUGGUGCUGUGCUUGCUGGUCAGGCUCUUGAGGCGCUCAACGAAACCAUCACCAGUAACGGUAAAUCCAAACUGAACGUCCAGUUUGGGGCCUAUGCCACUUUCUUGUCCUACUUUGGUCUUGCCGGCGUUGCGUCUGGCAACCCAGACUUCACUGGUAUUCCGGACUAUGCGUCUAGUGUAGCUUGGGAAUUGGUCACCAAUGCGACUGUUUCUUCCGAUGGCGCUUUCCCUCCAACCUCGGAUAUCAGUGUGCGUUUCUUGUUCAACAACGGCACCUCUUCCUCUUCAUACGACCUCACUGCCUAUCCUUUGUUUGGUGGCUCGAGCCUCGAGGUCCCCUGGGAUGAUUUCGUCACCCAGACCCAGAAAUUCGCCGUCACGGGCCAGGAGCAAUGGUGCAGCGUUUGUGGCAACACUGAUAGUUCGUGUGCCAGCAACUCUACCUCGUCUGGAUCCUCGACCACGACAGGAACCACCAACUCAAAGGGAUCCGGUAUCUCCAAUGUCGUUGCCGGUGUUAUCGGUGCCAUGGUUACACUGGGUGUUGUUUUGGGUCUGGAAGCUCUCGUCUUGCUCGCCAGCGGCUUGAGACUGGUCAGGAAAAAGACUCUUGCUGCUGCUGCUGCCGCUGGAGCCACUUCUUCGACGAGCGCUGAAAAUGUCGGUGCUGAAAAGUAA